Amblyraja radiata (thorny skate) is the source of this 7697-nucleotide messenger RNA. RefSeq names its product pericentriolar material 1 (gene pcm1). Gene Ontology annotation, biological process: non-motile cilium assembly; protein localization to centrosome; microtubule anchoring at centrosome. Lineage: Eukaryota; Metazoa; Chordata; Chondrichthyes; Rajiformes; Rajidae. The record is from RefSeq and is a predicted model, not a curated record. Gene Ontology annotation, cellular component: centriolar satellite; centrosome; ciliary basal body. The transcript is spliced from 41 exons. Bases 345 to 6782 code for a protein of 2145 amino acids.
ACUCCGCUCCGGCUCCAGUGGGCGCCGUCUCCUCCCCGGGUGAGACAGACAGACAGACAGUCAGUCGGUCGGUGGGCCAGUCAGUCCGCCAGCCGCCUUCCCGUUCCCUGAGCCUGGCUGUGCGUAUUUCUGCUCCCAGCCCGACCAAACGUUGGGCCCGGCCCUCAACCGCUAGGUGUGUGGCCAGCCAGUGGCGGACUUGUGCUUGACCCGCCGGCCGGGCCUGCCUGUCCUCCCAUUGCCGGUCAACAUCCAUCAGCAUCUCCGGGGUUGGCCGGCCGGCGGCAACUCCCACCCUUCUCUUGGAUCAGCCGGGGUUGGGGGCACUGGGUGAGCAUCUAAAGAUGGCAACUGGUGGUACCCCAUUGUUUGAGGAAAGCAUUGAAGAACCAGACUUGGCCAACUGUACAGUGAACAAUGGAGGUCUGGAUGAUCAGUUAAAUAAUCGGGAUUGGUGUCUUCAGUUUAAGAAGGCCAACAAGUCAUCUGAGAAGAACAAGAAAAGGUUAAGUGGAGGAAGUGAGAGCCGACUUACAAAUGACAUUUCUCCUGAAUCCUCGCCGGGUGUUGGGCGCCGAAGGACAAAAACCCCCAAGAGUUACCCUCCCACAAAGCAUACUUAUCGUUUCUCUGUCUCAGACUCUGCAGAGCUUGAGAGGCUGAAGCAGCGUAUAAACUUCAGUGAUUUAGAUGAGAGGAGCAUUGGGAGUGAUUCUCAUGGCAGAGCCAUGGCUGCAAACAACAAACGUCCACCUGUUGAAAACAGAAAGCCAUUCAACUUUCUUCAGCAGCAGAUCAAUAGCAACAAAAGCAAGGAUCCUGAUUUAAAUCCACAGAGACAAGAAACCAAGUUUGCUGCUUCAGGAGGAGAUUUGUUUGCAUCUAUAAUAAACAAAGAUUCGUUGCAAAGUGAUCAGGUCUUACUUGGAGAUAUCAGAGGAGAAUCUGAAAUAGAGAGUAGUCAGGUCGUGAGCAGACUUAUCCAGAUCCGGGAUUACAUCAACAAGGCUCAAUGCAUGCGGGAAGAUCUAAUGGAGAAAAAUGAAAGAUCUGCAAAUGUUGAGCGUUUGACUCAGCUGAUAGAUCACUUAAAAGAACAAGAAAAGUCAUACAUGAAGUUUUUACAAAAAAUGCUGGCCCGGGAGAAUGAGGAGGAUGAAGUUGGCACAACUGACUCUGCUGUAGGAUCUGGUUCUGUCGCCGAUAGCACUUCGCUCAACCUAGAUGUGCAGUCCGAAGCAUCAGAUGCAACGGAGGCAUCUCGUAGUCUGAGAGUUCGGCCCCGCAUUGAGGACAAGCUAGGAAAUGCAGCACAGGGCUCUUCAAUUACAUCAACUCCAAAAGGGGAUACUGACAGGCUUGGUCUGAAUGACAGGAGAGUCUUUCAUAGUGGGAGUAAUGGCAAGGAGCAUGGAAUUUCCUCCAAGGAAGGUGACCAGCAUCAAGAUACGAAAGAAGAGUUGGAAAAUCUGAAAAAGCAACAUGAGCUUUUGAAAAGAAUGUUAGAACAGCAGGAACAGUUAAGGACUCUUCAAGGAAGACAGGCAGCACUUCUGGCACUGCAGCAGAAAGCAGAACAAACUGUUGCUGGAAUGGAUGAUUCUGUUGUAGCUGAAACAACCAGUAGUGUUUCAGGUCUAAGUAUUACAUCAGAACUCAAUGAGGAACUAAAUGACUUGAUCCAACGAUUCCACAACCAGCUGCAAAACUCACAGCUUCAGUCUGUUCCAGACAAUAGGAGACAAGCAGAAAGUCUAUCACUGACACAAGAGGUUGCGAGGAGUCGAGAUUCCUCAACUUCAGAACAUCUGUCAGACCAAAAAGUGCAGCUGGUGAAUAAGCUGCAAGUUUUACAAGGGAAGAAGGAGAGAAUGGAUAAACUCCUUGAUGAGUUGCAUUCAUUAAGAGACCAUCAUGUCAACAACAGUUCGAUUUCCACUAGUGCCCCUGGUGUGCCUGGCUCAUCUCACAGAAGUGACGAAAGAGGUUCUGUUUGUGCACAAACAGAUGCUGUUUCAGUGAACAGGGAACCCAACAGCUUGGCAUCCUCGGUAUGCGUUUUGGAUUCCAUUCCCUCACGGCAUGAUAGUGAUGCAGAAGUUCAAGCUAUUCCCAGGAAGAAAUUAAGGAAACUGAAAGAAGUUCACAAGAGGCUAAAUGAAUUACGUGAAUUAAUUGAUUACUACCAGCAGACUUCAGAUAUGAUGACUGAUGCUGUUAAUGAAAAUAAAAAAGAGGAUGAUGAUGAGACUGAGGAAGAGUCUAUGUACUACUCUGAUCAGGAGAAUCCAGAAACUGUCACAAACAUCAGAUACCCACAAAGGGGUAAUUGGACUGAUAUCAGCAGUACUUCCAGGAUGGUGUCACAAAAUGGAGCCAAUAAUUGCAAUGGGAGACUGCUGAACACAGACUGCGAAAUCAAUAAUAGGUCGACAAAUGUACAGUCCUUGAAUGUACUACCUCCAUCAGAUGAACCUCAUCUAAGCUAUGAUGAAUGUUCUCACUACAGCGAUGAGAAAGAUGAAGAGAAGAAUGUUGAUGAAACGCGGGAAGACGAGAUCCAAGGGGAAUGUGAAAGUACAAUGUCUAGUCGCCGAAGUAGUUUUAUGGGAGAAACGGAACAGGAUUUUGAAAUUCAACAAAAAAUCAACAGAUUAAAUGCAGCUAAACAGAAGCUUAAGCAAUUGCAGGAGCUUGUUGCCAUGGUACAAGAAGUCCCAGAUGGAGUUGGUAUUGAUGUAUCUAACUUUUCGGACUUAUCGUUGACUGGAGAUGACCAACACAGAGAGCACCCAAACAAUACCAGAACAAAUACAUCUAAAGAUUCGAGAGAAUUGGCAGUGGAUGAAAAAGAGAGAGACAAGUUCUAUGAAGCUAAAUUUCAGCAACAGCAACAUGAGUUGAAGCAGUUACAAGAGGAAAGAAGGCGCUUGAUUGAAAUUCAGGACAAGAUUAAGCAUCUGCAGAGAUCAUGCCCUCAUUUACAGUUGCCAACAUCAAGUGCAAAAAAUUUAUCGAAAAUUCAAGUUCCCAUUGUUACAUCUACUCCUGCGGUUAGUGUCCAGGGUGCAACAGCAAAGGUAUUGCCUGAUCCAGUGGCAGCUCCACCUCCUGAUAAUGAGCUAUGGUCAGAGAUGCGUAGGCACCAAAUUCUGCGAGAAGAAUUACGUCAGAGAAGAAAACAGCUUGAAGCGUUAAUGGCUGAGCAUCAACGACAAAAAACACUGACUGAUAGCAACUCUGUUAUAGAUUCAUCGGUCAAAAGUGAAGAGACUGAGGCACAUGGCACACAGUAUCUCAGCAGAACUGAAAGGACAAUGGCUACAUGGGGUGGUUCUACCCAGGGUGUAUUAGAUUAUGAGGAGGAGGAGGAUGAUGAUGAGGAUGAUGAAGAGCUACAUAAUGAUGCUGCUAAUGAAGUUGAUGAAGACGAUGAUGACUAUCAAUCUGAGGGGAUUACACAACCAGAGGAAGUUCUUGAGACAAGUUCCCAUGAAACAUAUACCAUGUAUCCCAAUCGUAGCCAGAUUCAAGGAAUACACAAUUCAAGAGAGAGCAAGAACAGAUGGAGGGGCAAACAAAGAUCUUCUGCAAAAAGCAAACAACAGAAUGUUGGCAUGCGCCGACAGGAAAAUAUACGCUGGGCAGCUGAUCUCUCCUAUGUGGAAGAAAGGGAACACUGGCAAGAACAAGUUAAUCAACUAACCAGGCAGUUAGAGUUCAGUACAAAUAUGUGUCAGAGCCUGAUGCAGGACCAGCAAGCACUUUCUUACCUUCUGCAGACAUUUCUCACUGGCCCUUAUAGUGUAAUGCCUAGCAAUGUUGGAUCACCACAAGUUCAUGUCAUCAUGCAGCAAUUAAAUCAGUGUUACUCACAGUUGGCUUGGCAACAGAACCAUGUGCAAAGGCUCAGACAGAUGCUGAAUGACCUUCUGCAUCAACAACAGCAAGACAAAAAGUCAGAAAAUCGAAGAGACAGUAGUGUUCCACCUCCUUCCCCCAACAACUUAAUCUUCCCACCAUUUAACUUUCCUUCUCCAUCCUUUAACCCACUAAACACUCCAAGAUUUCCAAAUUGUUCUUCUUUUGUUCAUGGUUUUAAUGUUAAUCCAAUAUUUCCUCCUGGGUUUAGUGAUGCAUCUCAAAAUAUUAGUGUCCAAAGCAAUGAUCAACAACCACAUUUAAAUGAACACAGCAUUUCUGGAAAAACAGAGUACUUGGCUUUUCCAAAGCCAUUUGAAAGUAACUCUCCAAAAUGUAAAGAUAACAAAUGGGCCCAGAAACAGGCUGGAGAUGGAAGAGAGCAGAGCGAGAUGGCAUGGUUGAAUGAUACAAAAGAUGGAUUGAUGCAAUCACCUAGACAAGGGCAGCAACCUACUUCUCUAUCACAAAUGUGUGUAAACAAUCCAAAGCAACAAACUCCAGGGAAAAAUAGGAAGAAUUUUGAAGAGGAAUCCUUGGAAAGUUUUAGUAGUAUGCCAGAUCCAGUUGAUCCGACAACUGUAACAAAAACAUUUAAAUCCAGAAAAGCCUCUGCACAGGCCAGUCUAGCAUCAAAGGACAAAACUCCAAAAGGCAAAGGUAAAAAGGCCUUUCAUCAGAAGAAACAUCAAGAAAUAAGUGAAGGUUUUGAAUCUGCAAGCAUUUCCAGUGCUAGUGAUUGUUGCGGAGAAAAAGUUUGUCACUCCACACAGACAGAAGAGGUUUUGAAACCUAAAACCUCGAGUACAACCAAAGAUGAAUUGCAAGAAAAGUCAAAACAAAAGAAAUCAGGUGAUCUCUCCUCUGCACACACAAGGGGAGCACUGCUCAAAUCUAACAGAAAUGCAUGCAGUGAAGCACCAGAAACUGGUGGUGACUUUUCACUUUUUGAAGCUCUACGUGAUAAUAUCUACUCUGAAGUAGCAACUUUAAUUUCUCAGAAUGAAUCAAGGCCCCAUUUUCUCAUUGAGCUUUUCCAUGAGCUUCAGUUACUUAAUACUGAUUAUCUUCGCCAGCGGGCUCUCUAUGUUUUACAGGAUGUAGUAACACAACAUCUUUCAGAGAAGAGCUGUAAAGGAGGAGGGCAUGCAUUAUCACAGAGUUCACCUGUGUGGAUGAUAUGCAAUUCAGAACUGACUCCGAGUGAAAGCCUGGCCACAAGUGAUGAUGAGGAGACAUACGACAAGGCUAUUGAGCAACAGACUCUUAUAGAAAUUCAACAGAGUGGAAAUACAGAGUGCAUAGAAUCUUUGGAUAUUGCCAGUUCAUUGUCUACUUCCUCUAAUUUAGAACCAUUUGCCAAUGAUGAUCUAGGUAAUACAGUCAUACACUUAGACAAGGCUCUAUCCCGGAUAAAAGAGUAUGAACGAAUGAAAUUUGAUGUUGAAAAUAAUCAAAUUACAGGUGGCUGCACCAAUGCCAUCGAUUGUGCUGACGGUGGAUUUGCAGCUGAAAACAGUUAUGUAAUGGAUCACAUCACUGAUGCUUCUGACAUUAAUGGCCCCCGCAUCGACACUCAACAACUGGACAAGCAAAUAAAGGCCAUCAUGACAGAAGUAAUUCCAUUUCUGAAGGAACACAUGGAUGAUGUGUGCUCCCUACAGUUACUAACUACUAUUGGCUGCAUGGUGUUGGCACUUACACAACAGAAUGAUGAAAGCAAGGAAUUUGUCAAGUUCUUUCAUAAACAGCUUGGUGCCAUACUUCAGGACUCUCUGGCUAAGUUUGCUGGUCGUAAACUCAAGGAAUGUGGGGAGGAUUUGCUGGUUGAGAUUUCAGAGAUCCUAUUCAAUGAACUUGCAUUCUUUAGACUCAUGCAAGACCUAGAUAACAGUAGUGUGGCAGCAAAACAAAGAUGCAAAAGAAGACUGAAAGAAGUGGCAUCUUUUAAACAUCGUUAUACAACAGAGGAGAAGGCACAUUUCAAAGAGGAUGAUUCCUCUGCAGAAGAGCUUGAAGAUGAAGACAAAGAUAAGGAUGAAAGUGAGAUUGCUAUUGCAGAUAAUCUCAAAGCAAAUGAAUCUGUUGAAGCCGAGAAGUUAAUGAAAAGUGGAUUGUCGGACAGAGAGGAUGAUGAUGCUGAAAGUGAACUCAUGACUGCUAAAUGCGUCUCCAUCAGUCUUUCAAAAGCUGAAACUCAAGCAUUAACAAAUUAUGGAAGUGGCGAGGAUGAGAAUGAAGAUGAAAUAGAGGACUUUGAUGCCUGCAAUAUUGAUGUGCAGACAUCUCUGCAGGCUAAUAUUGAAAUUGCAGAUGAAAAUGAUCAUGAACAGGAUCUUCUUACCAAAACCAGCCAGGGUGAUGUGGUUAAUCAAAUCGAGGACACAGUCGCCGCAGGUGAAAAUGAAUGCGGCAAAACUGCAAAUCUUCCUUUUAAAUCUUCGGCAGUAUCAAAUCAAAUAUUCAGCGAAGACACCAAGAGUUCAAAGCUGCCCUUACCUUUAAGUGAAUAUGCUCCAGGAACAUCGAUGCAGAUGGAAUUAGAAAAUGACCUGGAAGGAUCACCGGACAGUUCAUUGGCUGCCAGCCCUGACACAGAGUCUCCUGUAUUAGUUAAUGAUUAUGAGGCUGGAUCUGGCAAUCUGAGUCAGAAAUCAGAUGAAGAUGACUUUGUUAAAGUCGAAAACCUGCCUCCAAGACUCGCUGUGCUUUCUGAGGUUGAAUUGAUGAAGAGAAUUUCUGAAGAGGAACAAAAUAAUAAUUUAACCAGCAUGCUGCUAGACGAAGAUGGAGCAAAAGAGCUUGCUGGCAGCGUAGACACUCUAAAAGAGCCAGAAAAUGGCGGAGCCCGAAGUGCAUGACUGACGACUUAUUGAUGUUCAUCAUGAUCUUGUUUUUGUUUGGAAUAAGUUAAUGAAAUUUGAUUCCUGUUGAAUGCUGAAAUUGUUGUUUGUUUUCAUUUGGUCUUUCAGUAGAAAUAUUGUCCAUUUUAAAUUGGUCAGUCUAACCAGGCUCUCUUGGUCUACAUUUAGUAUAAGUUGCAACACAUCUCAGUAACUUAAAUAAUUUUAUCUCUGAAUCGGCUGUACUCUAAUUUUUCAAUUUGUAAUAACAAGACCGUGUAAUUCUCUUUUAUACUGAAAUAUAUCCACUUUUAUAAUGAGAGGCUUUGAUUCCAGCACUACUAUAUUUUGUCACCAACAAGUGCAUCACUACCUUCUAAGACUUAUUAUGAUUUACCUAAACUGUAAUUCUGUUUAACCUAUCAUCGUACUAUAUCAACUAUCAGCCUAUUUAAAAUAAAGUUUAAAUGUGCUUGUUCAAGGUGGAGCAUUUUUUGUGACUACUGUAUGUGCAAAUUGUAUUGAUUUGGACAACCAGUACAGAUUGCAGUAAUUGUUAUUUUUUGAUUUGAGGUCCAAUUCAAAGUGAACACAAAAUACUGAAUGGACAAUGAAAGUGAUAUUUUAAAUUCACCGAUUUAUCUAUUGUAGCUAAACUCCCUCAGGUGAGACUAUGCUACUGUUUGUCCACCAUUUUUGCCUGUAAAUUUGAUUUGUCAUUGGAAAGUAGUUUACAUAAGUUGCUUGUGACAAUACAUUUGUGAAUUAGAAAGCCACGGAGCUUACAUAUGUUGUAGAUAAAAAUUCCUUCUGACUUGGACACUGAAUUACUGAUUUUAGACAUAUGGUUUGUUUUCUGCUUUCAUAUUCAAACAUAGAAAUGAAUUAUGUACAGGCAUUGGGAUUGGUAUUAAAUGGAACUACAAACACUGA